AUGUCUUUCGUUGUACCUCAUCAAAAAAGGAGUCAUAAUCUAAUUAAAAAUGUUCAGCUGCUUAGUAAUUUGGCUCUUCCCCAACAAAAGGUGAUCGUUAUUCAUGAUAAAAUUGGACUCGAACCCAUGGCAACAGAACUCAUAACUAAAUGGCUUCAAGAGCAACGAGAUAAGAUAGCUUUUCCGUGUGGAGUGAACCUCUUGAAUGAGUUCUCAGAAUUUUUGCUCAUACCAAUAUCCAGGUUAGAACGUCGAUUUAAGCCCAGUGAGCUAUUCCAGUAUGUAGCGCAAUGCAAAAAGAAGGCUACCGUUGUUCAUGCCUUCGUGUGGAUCUCGGAACCAAAAUUGCAACAAGCUUUUCUACUGCCAUAUCUUGAACAUAUGGCUGAUACGGUUAUAACGUUCGAGGACAGCUCACAUAUCUCACUGUUGGUGAAAAAAAGAAGCGGGAAAGUCACCAAUAAAUACUACAUAUUUGAUUACAACAACGGAUCUGUUACCGUGGUAGAAGAAAAACAUCCUUCAGUUACCAGACAGCCCACAUCAGAUAAGGUGGAUCCGACUCCGAAUCCAGCCGCACUUGGGACAUUUAAAAUUGACCUGAAAGAUGAGGAGGUUGCCGCGAAAAAUGCUUUAACAUUGCCUUUCGAGUUCUAUAAAUCUACCCCGGAAGGAGGGAAAAUUCUCUACCACCCAGAUGCGGAAGAUGAUCUCGACGAGGAGGACCCAGACGAUGAUUUGUUGAUUUAA
This is a messenger RNA of Anopheles nili, 750 nucleotides long. RefSeq names its product elongator complex protein 5 (gene Elp5). Gene Ontology annotation, cellular component: cytosol; nucleus; elongator holoenzyme complex. Lineage: Eukaryota; Metazoa; Arthropoda; Insecta; Diptera; Culicidae. The record is from RefSeq and is a predicted model, not a curated record. Bases 1 to 750 code for a protein of 249 amino acids. The transcript is spliced from 3 exons. Gene Ontology annotation, biological process: tRNA wobble uridine modification. Gene Ontology annotation, molecular function: tRNA binding.